AUGCGAUUCCAAAAGGCCCUACUACCCGCUAUACUUGCUGGCGGCUUCGCGGCGGAAGCGGCGGCGCUGAAUAUCCCUCUUCACAAGAAGCAGUCUGAUGUCAACAGAGCCGAUGCUAUUAAAGAGGCAUUCACACACUCAUGGGAGGGAUACGUGAAGUAUGCUUAUGGAAAGGAUGAGCUUCGGCCUGUGUCAAACACAGGGUCCAAUUCUAGAAAUGGUUGGGGGGCUUCGGUGGUUGACGCUUUGACCACGGCGAUCAUGAUGGGGAUGGAUGAUGUUGUUUUGCAGCAGUUGGAGUUUAUCGCAGUGAUUGAUUUUACAACUACUUCCAGUACUGUCAGUUUGUUUGAGACCACGAUCCGCUACCUUGGUGGCUUGAUCUCUGGAUAUGAUCUCCUCACCGGCCCCUAUGCUGGACUGCUGGCAACUAAUUUGUAUAAUGCUGCGCUUGUCGAAAAUCUCCUUACCCAAGCCGUAACUCUCGCAGACCGUAUGUCCUUCGCCUUUAACACCGCCAGUGGUGUCCCUGCCAACAAUAUCAACUUUUCCACCAACAGCUCCACGGACACCACCAACGGGAUUGCUACAAUUGGCACCCUUGUCCUCGAAUGGACGCGUCUCUCUGAUCUCACUGGGGACCCUAAGUACGCUGCGCUCGCACAGAAAGGAGAAUCCUACCUCCUCAACCCCAAACCCGCCUCGUCCGAGCCCUUCCCCGGCCUCAUUGGCUCAAACGUCAACAUAACCAACGGCCAAUUUCUUGACGCCUCCGGUGGCUGGUCAGGCGGCACAGACAGUUUUUAUGAAUAUCUCAUAAAGAUGUAUGUCUACGACCCCACCCGCUUCAGCACCUACAAAGACCGAUGGAUUUUGGCUGCUAAGAGCACAAUGACUUACCUGCAAUCGCACCCAACCACCCGUCCAGACAUCACCUUCGUUGCCGAGUACAAUGGGCAAUCAUUGUCGCUGAACGAAGGUCAUCUCACAUGCUUCAUUGGUGGAAACUUCAUCCUCGGCGGACAGACCCUAGGGGUUGAGGAUUUCACGCAAUUCGGACUGAACCUCACAUCCGGUUGUCACGACACCUAUAAUGCCACAGUGACUAAAAUAGGCCCAGAGCGCUUCUCGUGGAACCCGAAUAACGUACCGGCGACUCAGUUACUUUUCUUCCAGCAGAACGGUUUUUAUGUGACUGGCAGCGACUACAUCCUCCGCCCCGAGGUCAUCGAGAGCUAUUACCAUGCAUAUGUGAACACGAAAGAUGAGAAGUACAGGGAGUGGGCGUGGGCAGCGUUCCAGGGAAUCAACAAGUAUUGCAGAACCGAUACUGGAUACUCAUCAAUCACUAACGUCAACGCCGUGGGUGGUGGCUCGAAGAGCGAUGUUCAGGAGAGCUUUUGGUUUGCGGAGGUGCUCAAGUACCUCUACCUGAUCUUCGACGACAGCAAAGAAGGUGGCUUCGUGCAAGGAACUCAAGAGUGGGUAUUCAACACAGAGGCACAUCCGUUCAAGGUUGCGGCGAAGUAG
Molecule: messenger RNA, 1530 nt
Organism: Morchella importuna
Lineage: Eukaryota; Fungi; Ascomycota; Pezizomycetes; Pezizales; Morchellaceae
Exons: 4
Coding region: 1-1530 (509 amino acids)
Biological process (GO): carbohydrate metabolic process; N-glycan processing
Cellular component (GO): Golgi membrane; endoplasmic reticulum
Molecular function (GO): mannosyl-oligosaccharide 1,2-alpha-mannosidase activity; calcium ion binding
Source: RefSeq, a predicted model, not a curated record